Messenger RNA from Biomphalaria glabrata, 2391 nucleotides. RefSeq lists its product as uncharacterized. The transcript has 8 exons. The coding region runs from base 774 to 1835 and encodes 353 amino acids. The record is from RefSeq and is a predicted model, not a curated record. Lineage: Eukaryota; Metazoa; Mollusca; Gastropoda; Planorbidae.
CCAUUAACUGUCACCGUGGUCUAGCUAAUCUAGACCUACUUUUCCGUAAUUGCGACCGUGACGUUGUCACCUGGCUUGAUGACUGUAUGCGCUAUUUAGAUGAAAGAAAGCUACAAAGUUAAAUACAUUGGUCCGACUUCUUCAGGAUGCAUUCUUUUCUAGUUGGCAUCUAGGAAAAUGUCGUCACCAAAUUCUCCAGGGUCAGGAUGGAUGCUCACUGAUGGCAUCUAAUGGACUUCACUUCACGUCUUCGCCUCGUAGCUGCUGAGCGGGUUCACCAGUAUGUUACGUCAUCUUGCAUUAAAUAGUUGCCUGCGUCAAUGAACUUAAAACAAACAAGCAAAAAAAUUGAAAAAAAAAAGUAUUUGAAAUUAUCAGAGUGCGACGUCGUCAACUUUUAAUCGAGCUUAAAUGGAUUAAAACUUCAAAGUCAUGACUGUUCUACUGUGGUAAGAUACUUGGCCUGACUUCCAGCUGCAUUUCCCCUGAUAGCAAUUUAUCGUCUUAUCGAUUAAAAAAUAAUAACUAAAUUGCUAUGCAGGUUUCUAGAUACCAAUCUCCAAACAAACAAACAAAUUGUAAAAACAGCACUAAUAAUGACGCAAAUGAUGCACAUAACAAAUACCUAUACAUUGCUACAAAGUAAAGUUCCAUCUAUUUAUAAGCUAUGAAGCAUAGUUUAUAUAUAUAUUAGCCACUUAGCAGAGUUCACCAAUUUAUAAGCUUUGCAGCUACCAAAAGAUUUCAACACUCCAAACUCUUGUAAUGAAAAGAUGACAGACUCCUGUGCUCCUACUCUACUAGAUAGGCUGCUCAACUUUACAUUGGCGUAUCUCUGGGUGGGGCCACUGGUGACAGUGUACUGGUACAACUCCUGGAGCCUACCUGAUAAUUAUCUCUUCCCCUCCCACCCUGUGACAUCAUCUUGGAUCUCUGGGGCCAUUGGCUACACCAUUUUCUUCCUGGGAUACCUUCUGCAGGACCCGAUGUCGGCGUUCACAGUCCGACAGAACAAACUGGUCCAGGGCGUCAUCCUCGAGGUGUACACCUAUGUCAUGUGUUGGGGCAACGUCAACCAGUGGCGUUGUGUCUGGGUGCUGUUGGACGAGUACACGGGAGUGUUCUUGCUCAACGCCGCCCUAACGACCGUCUUCGCCUCACUUCUGCUGCUGCUCUUGCGUGCUCACCGCACCAUUGCGUCAACGCCAUCGACAGUCCGAAUGGACAUUCCAGUCAAAGACCAUUUUAAAAUGAAUACUCUGUUUGACAUUUCGGGAGGUUACUGGUUUAAAGCGGCAGACGCCAUCUUUACCGCCAUUUUCGUGGAUUCCGUGGGUAUAGCUGUAUGGCGAGGAGUCUGGGAAGUGAUGGACCUGGCUUUGACGCCUGACGACAAAACUAUGAGCGGCGUUUGGAGCCUGGUGAUCAGUUAUAGCCUCGCCAUUUUAUUAUGUUUAACACAGGACUUAGUGAAGAAGAUCUCAAUUCGCCUAGAAACUAGACACUGGCUUGUUGCUUUGGCUUUUGAAGAUUGUGUAACACUGCUUCACUCCACUGUGACAGUCUGUCACUGGCGAGGAUUCUGGACCUUGAUGAGCAUUUAUCUCCCUUUUAAGCCACUUAGCCACUGGGUGUGUCAUAUAGGAAGUUUUACACUGCUUGCUGUAGGCAUGGCGGCUACUUCAAUACCAGUGCUUGGAUUAAUGAGAGACGGGAGGUUGCAAAAGGGUGAAGGCGUCGUCUUUGACAAUUUCUAUUUUACACACAUGAAAAAGUUGCUGGCCAUGAUCAAAUCACCCAGAUUGAUGUCUCUUCAGAAAUCCACAAAGACAUGAUAAAAGCAUUGUAAAAGCUAGUGACAAUCCACAGAUGUAUUCUUACGUGGCUUGAAUGUUAUUAAUGUCAAGAAAGCGAAUUAAAUAAAAACUAUACAUUUUAUUUACAAGCUUAUGUUAGACCUAGAAAAUAUUUUUUGUUUAAUUGCCUAUUCUUUAGUAUGGAAGAAUACUUUAAUAUAGGGACUCAAACGUUAUGAGUAGCUGAUAGUUUUUAAUUAUGCUUAUAAAAGGAAUGGGAAUGACAGAGAGAGAGAGUAUGUGAGCUAUUAAAAAUGGUGUUCAGGUGUAUUGUUUUGUAAUAAAUAAUCGUUUUAUAGCUUUUCAGGUACUGCUAGUUAGAAUGCUAUGUAAUAUUAUAAUGCAGUUUGUAAUAAUUAUAAUUCAUUGUGUUAUAUAUUUGUAUUUAUAUUUAUUUGUAAAAAAUUCAGUUACUCUGUAAUAUAAGUCAUCAUUUUAGGUCUUUCUGUGUAGCAAAUAUAUUGCACUAUUAUUUCAUUCCUAGCAGUAGAUUACGUAAUUUAUUGAAUGAUAUUAAAGAGCUUCCAUAUUAAUG